Messenger RNA from Sebastes umbrosus (honeycomb rockfish), 1027 nucleotides. It is a transcript of the gene srrd, whose product is annotated as SRR1 domain containing. Gene Ontology annotation, cellular component: cytoplasm; nucleus. The record is from RefSeq and is a predicted model, not a curated record. Gene Ontology annotation, biological process: microtubule-based process. NCBI's taxonomy places the organism in Eukaryota, Metazoa, Chordata, Actinopteri, Perciformes, Sebastidae. The transcript has 6 exons. Bases 1 to 906 code for a protein of 301 amino acids.
AUGUCGGACACCGGGGAGGAGUGGCAGGUUGCCCGGCGACGAAAAGGUGCAGCGAGGAAAUCAAAAUCACUUCAGGUGUCCUCACAUUCAACCUGCUGCCAGGAGGAGCAGCUGGACAUCAGGAAGACUGUUAAACGAGUCAGAGACACAGAGUCUGAGCUCAGAUGUGAGGAAUUUUGGCAAGAGUGGAAAAAGCAGCUGAGGGUGGCAGGAUCAGCAGCCCUCUCUGAACCUCCAGAGAACAGGGACACUGAGGGCCCCAUCCAGCAGCUGGGGAGCAGCGAAGAAGAGAGAGGCAGACCAUGUCAGCUCCAACAGCUGGAGUGUGUGUGUUAUGGCCUCGGCUCCUUCUCCUCAUGUGUCUCAGCUCGCUUCCAGCUUGCCAUGUUGCUGCUGCUGCUGGAUGCAGGACAGAUUCCACUGAAGGACUGCUCUGUUUAUGAUCCUGCCUUCUCAUCUGGAGAGAGGGAUGUUUUGAGAGAGCUGGGUCUGACCGUACUCACAGAAAACGAGGAGGGGAAGCGUCUGACAGCUAAGCCCACACUCUUUUACCUGAUGCAUUGUGGGAAAGCCCUGUACAACAACCUACUAUGGAAGAAUUGGAGUACACAAUGUCUUCCUUUGAUGAUAAUCAUUGGGAACAGCUUCAAUGGCAUAAUGGACAGAACAAUCGAGAGAGAGUUCAAGCGGGACUACAGCUACAUCACUCAGGCUGUGUCUGUGUGUGAGGAGAGACAGCUGCCUUGUCCAUCCCGUCUGAUUGACGUCUUCAGUGACACCGCCGUCAUCACCUUUCCUACCAGCAGCCUUAACAGACUCCCACCAUCCACCUGGGCAGAGCCGUCUGAACCACAGUACCAACACUGCCCUGAUUUGGAGAUAAUUCAGAGGGAAACACGGAGCUGAGACAAGAAAUGAACAACAAAUAGACACUUUAUGUUUUAUUAUUGUUACCAUUGACAUAAGUUGUUGUUUUUUUUACAAAAAAUAAAUGAACCCUGCUUCAAAUUGAGGACUGAAUCUUACA